Molecule: messenger RNA, 2823 nt
Organism: Ziziphus jujuba (common jujube)
Lineage: Eukaryota; Viridiplantae; Streptophyta; Magnoliopsida; Rosales; Rhamnaceae
Product: pentatricopeptide repeat-containing protein At5g02830, chloroplastic
Exons: 12
Coding region: 48-2636 (862 amino acids)
Molecular function (GO): protein binding
Source: RefSeq, a predicted model, not a curated record
CAUUAAAGCUUCUUCUUCAACACCCCAAGAAAAACGGUUGGCCAAGAAUGAGAGUGUUGGUGAUCCUUUGUUCAUCUUCAUCCUCCAUUACCAAUCCUCCAAAGCCCUCCACCACACCUUCCCACCACCACAAACAAUUCAAGCCCUCUUCUUCCCACUCCUCCAAGCUCUCUCCCACCAAACUACCCUCUUCGCCUACUCCUUCUCCAUUUUCGAUUCUUCAUUCUCGUUCUGCUCCUCUGUCUACUGUUCGAUGGGACACCAAAAAAACCCAUGUUUCCUACCUCGCCAACAUCGCUUCGAAGCUCGUCCGAGAUGGGAAGCUUCAAGAUUUCGCAAUGCUUGUGGAGAGUGUUGUGGUUUCGGGCGUCGAGCCCACUCAGUUUACUGCAGAGCUGAGUGUGGAUCUCAUUGCAAAGGGGAUUUCGGGGUUUCUUCGAGACGGGAAAGGUCGGAGGAGUGUCAUCGAGGUUCUCAGGAAAGUAGAUGAGCUUGGGGUUCCUCCGUUGAAGCUCUUUGAUGGGUCCGCAAUGGAAUUGCUGGUAAAGGAGUGUCGCCGGAUUUUGAAAUGUGGGGAGGUCGAGGAAUUUGUUGAGCUUAUGGAAAUUCUUGCUGGUUUUCAUUUCCCAAUCAACGAAGUGAUGAAGACAUCUGAUGUUAUCAAAAUUUGCGCUCGAAAAAGUAACCCCAAUAUGGCUAUAAGGUAUGCUUGUCUUCUGCCGCAUGCGAAUAUUAUAUUCUGCGACAUCAUAUAUGAAUUUGGAAAGAGAGGGGAUUUGGCGUCUGCUUUGACAGUGUAUGAAGCAUCCAAGAAGAACUUGAGCAGUACCAACAUGUAUAUCUACCGCACGGCAAUUGAUGUUUGUGGAAGUUGUGGUGACUACCUGAAAUCUAGGCAUAUUUAUGAGGACAUGAUCAAGGAGAAGGUCACUCCUAAUACUUAUGUCUUAAACAGUCUCAUGAAUGUGAAUGCCCAUGAUCUGAACUACACGUUUCAUGUGUACAAGAAUAUGCAAAAACUACGUGUCAAAGCAGAUAUGGCAUCUUAUAACAUCCUUUUGAAGGCGUGCUGUAUUGCUGGCAGAGUUGAUUUGGCACAAGAAAUUUAUAGGGAAGUACAAGAGUUGGAAUCAUCAGGAGUGUUGAAGUUGGACGUUUUCACAUAUAGCACUAUAGUAAAGGUUCUUGCAGAUGCAAAAUUAUGGCAAAUGGCUUUGGAAGUCAAAAAAGACAUGCUAUCAGCCGGUGUAACUCCAAACACUAUUACGUGGUCAUCAUUGAUCAAUGCCUGUGCUAAUGCAGGUCUUGUGGAGAAGGCAAUCCAAUUAUUCGAGGAGAUGCUUCUAGCAGGCUGUGAACCUAACUCACAGUGUUGCAACAUCCUUCUACAUGCUUGUGUUGAGGCUUGCCAGUAUGACAGGGCUUUUCGCCUUUUCCAGGCUUGGAAGGGAAAUAAAGCCGAGAAGACAUUUGGCAAAGAUGACAAAGGAAAUAUAAAUGGCAAUUCAAGUGCAGCAAAUGCUUGUGGAAGGCGUGUUACUAGCAUGUCUCAUUUUUCAUCUAAUUUACAUAAUUUAUACUAUUCUAAAGGGUUUGUUUUUACACCAACAACGACAACAUACAACACCUUAAUGAAGGCAUGUGGUACCGAUUACUACCGUGCAAAAGUUUUGAUGGAUGAGAUGAAAACAGUCGGUCUUUUUCCUAAUCAAAUAAGCUGGUCAAUUUUGAUUGAUCUUUGUGGAGGCUCAGGCAAUGUUGAGGGUGCCCUGCAGAUUUUGAGAAGCAUGCGUGCAGAUGGAGUUGAACCUGAUGUUGUUGCAUAUACAACAGUCAUAAAGGUUUGUGUGGAAUGUAAAGAUUUGAAGUUAGCAUUCUCAUUAUUUGAAGAAAUGAAAAGAUAUCAGAUACAGCCAAAUCUGGUGACAUAUAAUACACUUUUAAGGGCCAGGAGUAGAUAUGGUUCUUUGCAUGAAGUUCAGCAAUGCUUGGCUGUAUAUCAGGACAUGCGAAGAGCAGGGUACAAAUCUAAUGAUUAUUAUCUCAAGCAACUAAUUGAGGAGUGGUGUGAGGGAGUUACACAGGACAACAAUCAGAACCAAGGAGAGUUGAGUCCUUGCAUUAAAACUGACUCAGGGAGACCUCAGAGUUUGCUGCUUGAGAAAGUAGCAGAACACUUACUAAAGCGUAUUGCUGAAAGCCUAGCAAUUGACCUUCGGGGACUUACAAAGGUUGAAGCUCGGAUUGUUGUUCUUGCGGUUCUGCAAAUGGUAAAAGAGAACUAUAGUCUAGGACAUCCAGUAAAAGAAGACAUGCUGAUCAUCUUAGGAACCAGCAAGAUUAAUGCAGAAAUAGAUAAACGCAAAUUAGAGGUGAAAGAUGCAAUAACUAAACUUUUGCAGGAUGAAUUGGGGCUAGAGGUUCGUCCAAUGGGUUCUAAAAUUGCACUUGACAAACAUAUUGAUAAAGAGAAUUCUGUUGAUUUGAGCCCAAAAUCUAAAGACAAAUUGGCAAGAAAUGGAUUAGCAAAUGAGUAUAAACAUUCAACCAGAAGACCUGUGGUUAUACAGAGGUUAAGGGUCACAGGUGAAUCAUUGAACCAUUGGCUGCAGAGAAGAAGUGCUAUUAGACAGUGAUGUACAUUAUAUAUCAUUACCAUAUUGUAUAUGAUGAAUCUGGUAUAUCUUUUAAUCCUCGACUCUAGCAAGCAACAAGUCAUUGUAGUAUUAUACCGCCAUUGCCCCCUACAAUCAUAUACAAAAUCUAAUGUAACUUGUACAUCAAUAAAAUUAAAUACCAUCUCUUCUCACAUUCAUUUAGUAA